CAUCACACACCCAAAUACCCCAACCCAAAUUGUAAAUUUUAAUUUGUUAUUUAUUUUAUUAUCAUUAUUGCAUGCUUCUGUAAUUUCUCCAUCUUUUUAAAACUGGAUUCAAGAAAAGAGAGAUAUGGAUGUUGAAGGGAAGAGUCCAGAUAAGAAGGCAGUGAGUGAAGAUGCCUCAUUGAAGAAGUGUCUGGAAGGGAACAAAGGAGACAUUGAUAAGUGCAAGUCACUGCUGGAAGCAUUCAAGAGCUCUUCUUCUGCUGCUGCUGCACAAAAACAGAAGGCAUUGGCUCCCCUUAUGUUGAGAAGUGGUUCUUUGACUGAUGUUUAAUAUAAUGAUGAUUCCAAAUUGGGUUUUGCCCCCCUAAUUUGUAGGGACAUGUUCUGUAAUUCUGUGGGAUUGUAUUGUAAUGUGUAAUAUCAUAUCAUCAUGGAUUUCUUUCUGCAUCUUUGUUUGAUUGUUCUAACCUGUUUUCAUGUCUUUUUAGCCAAAGCUAGGUCUUUGGGAAACAUCUCUGCUGUAAUCACAAGGAUAAAGUCUGUGUGACCUAUUCUCCAGACCCAGGCCCUCAACUUGUAGGACCCUAUUGGAUUGUUGUAUGACUUUUCCUUGUGCAUCAAUGAAGAAGACUGUCAUUU
Cuscuta campestris is the source of this 639-nucleotide messenger RNA. NCBI's taxonomy places the organism in Eukaryota, Viridiplantae, Streptophyta, Magnoliopsida, Solanales, Convolvulaceae. The record is from the annotation of a GenBank genome assembly.